CGAACAUUCCAGCACCCGUCACCGCCGCUGCCUGCCACAUCCACUACAAAGUCUCGUGAAAGCAGAGACUCUGCGCAACACCGCUACCUGCCACCUUCCACCUCCGCAACGUCCAUCUACUAAAUUACGAACAAUCACCUCUCGGACCAAAGCGCGCGGCCAAUAACACAGCAGACAAGAUGAACGUACAGCUCUACGUGUACGACCUUUCGGUCUUGCACGUAGCAUGUCACAGCAGUUCCUCGGAAUCCAGAUCGAUGCAGUAUACCACACCUCCAUUGUUAUCGAAGGCAUAGAAUACUUCUAUGGUGGAGGUGUGCAAACAUGUCGAGCCGGUACCACACACCAUGGUCGACCUUUGGAGGUCAUCAAGCUUGGACAGACGUCACUGCCACUCGAGGUCAUUCUAGAGUACCUUGAGUCUCUGAAGACGAUAUACACUGCGGAAGCCUAUGAUCUUUUUCUGCAUAAUUGCAACAACUUCUCGAACGACUUCGCCAUGUUCCUCGUCGGCAAGAGUAUACCUGUGCACAUCACAAGCCUGCCGCAAGACGUCCUCAACACACCUUUUGGCCAGAUGCUCAGGCCGCAGCUUGAUGCUAUGAUGCGACCUAUUACGCAAGCACCCACACCACAGCCUCUACAGCCCAAGCCGCCAGCACAAGCGCAACCCGCCGCGAACAUGAACAACGGAGUUGCAAGCAAUGGGUCCACAAACAACGGCAAUGGCACAACGCUUGCAGCAUCUACAGGGCGCGUCAAUAACGUUACGACGAUCAAGGAGGUGGAUCGCAUCCUAGAGCUCGGUAAUGAUCGCUGCGCGAUCAUCUUCUUUACGAGUGCAACCUGCGGUCCAUGCAAGCUCGUCUACCAGCCCUAUGAUGAUCUCGCUGCAGAAGCAGGCUCGAAGUGUGUCUUCAUCAAGAUCGAUUUCACGCGCGCAGACGGCUCCAUAAACACACGCUACCCGAAUGUCAGAGCAACACCAACUUUCAUCACCUACAGCAAAGGUGCAAAGCAGGAUGAGUGGAGCGGUGCCGACCCGCGACAGCUGCGCACUAACGUCGAGUCGCUCUUAAACGCCACAUUCCCCCCACACCCGCAUCUUUCGCAAAGCACACCAUAUCUGCUUCGCCAGAGUCAGCGGCCUAUCACCUUCACAAAGGUUCCACCGCUGGAAAAAGUGGUUGCAAAGAUGAGAGAUACUGGCAAAGACCCUGCGGUUUCGACCAUCGUCUCCUUUAUCAACGCUCGCGAGAAGUCUGGGGCAAAGGAGGCACCUUUGACACAACUGCCGCAAUUUGCUGGGUUCCUGAGGAAGAGCACAGCACAGCUUCCCGCAGAAUUACUCUUCACAGCAUAUGAUUUACUGAGAGUCGCACUCACAGAUGUCCGUGUUGCCGGAUUCUUUGCCGAGGAGCACAAAGGUGUCACUGGCACGCCAGCAACUGUUUACCACCUGCUCAGUCACGUUGAUGGGCUGGGCGACACGGCGCCAUACCCACUUCGCCUCACCACAUUGCAUCUCGCCUGCAACCUCUUCACUUCACCGCUCUUUGUGCCUCACCUUCUCUCAGCACCACUAUCCUCAGCACUCAUCUCAAUCCUCGCAACUUCGCUGCUCGACGACAAGCAUCCAGCGCUAAAAGCAUCAGCGCUGAGUUUGGCUCUGAACCUCGCCUCUUCGAAUCACCAAGUCCGCAUGAAGAUGUAUGGUAGCAACGUCGUACAUACCCUUUCCAAUGCGUCUGAGCUUCAGGACUCUGAGCAGACCGAGCUGCUCGCUUCCUUGCUCGAAACACUGGGUGCAGAGGACGAGUGGAGCGCGAACAAGAAGAUGGCCCUCAUCGCUACAGGCUGGCUUGCGUAUGGUGCAGAUAUGGACGGCGAACUGAGAGGUCUAUGUUGUGUCAUGGACGCUGCUGGCACGGUAGGCAGGAUUUCAGCCAAGGCUGCCGAGGACAGGAUGUUGGUGAAGGAGGUGCAGAAGCUUUUGGAAAUAUAGAUCAUUAGAGCGUAGAUAGAUACCCCGGCAUUGCAAAUCGACAAUUCUGUUCCAUUUGGUGCUCAACUUUG
This is a messenger RNA of Didymella exigua CBS 183.55, 2076 nucleotides long. RefSeq names its product DUF862-domain-containing protein. The transcript is spliced from 3 exons. Gene Ontology annotation, molecular function: peptidase activity. The record is from RefSeq and is a predicted model, not a curated record. NCBI's taxonomy places the organism in Eukaryota, Fungi, Ascomycota, Dothideomycetes, Pleosporales, Didymellaceae. Gene Ontology annotation, biological process: protein modification by small protein removal. The coding region runs from base 227 to 2005 and encodes 592 amino acids.